Messenger RNA from Ceratotherium simum simum (southern white rhinoceros), 3108 nucleotides. The record is from RefSeq and is a predicted model, not a curated record. NCBI's taxonomy places the organism in Eukaryota, Metazoa, Chordata, Mammalia, Perissodactyla, Rhinocerotidae.
UCUGUGACCCAGCUGCUGGCCCGAGACAUGGACAAUGACCCCCUGGUGUUUGGCGUGUCUGGGGAGGAGGCUUCCCGCUUCUUUGCCGUGGAGCCUGACACAGGCGUGGUGUGGCUCCGGCAGCCGCUGGACAGAGAGACCAAGUCAGAGUUCACAGUGGAGUUCUCUGUCAGCGACCACCAGGGGGUGAUCACGCGGAAGGUGAACAUCCAGGUCGGGGACGUGAAUGACAAUGCGCCCACCUUUCACAAUCAGCCCUACAGUGUCCGCAUCCCUGAGAACACCCCGGUGGGGACACCCAUCUUCAUUGUGAACGCCACGGACCCCGACCUGGGCGCGGGCGGGAGCGUCCUCUACUCCUUCCAGCCCCCCUCCCAGUUCUUCGCCAUCGACAGCGCCCGCGGCAUUGUCACGGUGAUCCGGGAGCUGGACUACGAGACCACGCAGGCCUACCAGCUCACCGUCAACGCCACGGAUCAAGACAAGACCAGGCCUCUGUCCACCUUGGCCAACUUGGCCAUCAUCAUCACAGACGUCCAGGACAUGGACCCCAUCUUCAUCAACCUGCCUUACAGCACCAACAUCUAUGAGCACUCUCCUCCGGGCACCACAGUGCGUGUUAUCACUGCCAUCGACCAGGAUAAAGGACGUCCCCGGGGGAUUGGCUACACCAUCGUCUCAGGGAAUACCAACAGCAUCUUCGCCCUGGACUACAUCAGCGGAGCGCUGACCCUGAACGGCCUCCUGGACCGGGAGAACCCCCUGUACAGCCAUGGCUUCAUCCUGACCGUGAAGGGCACAGAGCUGAAUGAUGACCGCACCCCAUCCGACGCCACAGUCACCACAACCUUCAACAUCCUGGUUAUUGACAUCAAUGACAACGCCCCAGAGUUCAACAGCUCCGAGUACAGCGUAGCCAUCACUGAGCUGGCGCAGGUCGGCUUUGCCCUCCCCCUCUUCAUCCAGGUGGUGGACAAGGACGAGCACUUGGGCCUGAACAGCAUGUUCGAGGUGUACCUGGUGGGGAACAACUCCCACCACUUCAUCAUCUCUCCCACCUCUGUCCAAGGGAAGGCGGACAUUCGCAUCCGGGUGGCCAUCCCCCUGGACUAUGAGACUGUGGACCGCUACGACUUCGACCUCUUUGCCAAUGAGAGUGUGCCCGACCACGUGGGCUAUGCCAAGGUGAAGAUCACCCUCAUCAACGAGAACGACAACCGGCCCAUCUUCAGCCAGCCACUGUACAAUGUCAGCUUGUACGAGAACGUCACUGUGGGGACCUCUGUGCUGACAGUCCUGGCCACAGACAAUGAUGUGGGCACCUUCGGGGAAGUCAACUACUUCUUCAGCGAUGACCCUGACCGGUUCUCUCUGGACAAGGACACAGGCCUUGUCAUGCUGAUUGCCAGACUGGACUACGAGCUCAUCCAGCGCUUCACCUUGACGCUCAUCGCCCGGGACGGGGGCGGCGAGGAGACCACAGGCCGGGUUAGGGUCAACGUGCUGGACGUCAAUGACAACGUGCCCACCUUCCAGAAGGAUGCCUAUGUGGGUGCCCUGAGAGAGAAUGAGCCUUCUGUCACACAGCUGGUGCGGCUCCGGGCCACAGAUGAAGACUCCCCUCCCAACAACCAGAUCACCUACAGCAUCGUCAAUGCCUCCGCCUUUGGCAGCUACUUCGACAUCAGCUUGUAUGAGGGCUAUGGAGUGAUCAGUGUGAGCCGUCCCCUGGAUUAUGAACAGAUAGCCAAUGGGCUGAUUUAUCUGACGGUCAUGGCCAAGGACGCUGGCAACCCCCCUCUGAACAGCACUGUCCCCGUCACCAUUGAGGUGUUUGAUGAGAAUGACAACCCUCCCACCUUCAGCAAGCCUGCCUACUUCGUGUCCGUGGUGGAGAACAUCAUGGCAGGAGCCACGGUGCUGUUCCUGAAUGCCACAGACCUGGACCGCUCCCGGGAGUACGGCCAGGAGUCCAUCAUCUACUCCCUGGAGGGCUCCUCCCGGUUCCGGAUCAACGCCCGCUCAGGGGAAAUUACCACCACCUCCCUGCUCGACCGUGAGACCAAGUCUGAAUACAUCCUCAUCGUGCGAGCAGUGGACGGGGGCGUGGGCCACAACCAGAAAACUGGCAUCGUGACUGUCAAUAUCACCCUCCUGGACAUCAACGACAACCACCCAAUCUGGAAGGACGCUCCCUACUACAUCAACCUGGUGGAGAUGACCCCUCCAGACUCUGACGUGACCACGGUGGUGGCCGUGGACCCAGACCUGGGGGAGAAUGGCACCCUGGUGUACAGCAUCCAGCCACCCAACAAGUUCUACAGCCUCAACAGCAGCACGGGCAAGAUCCGCACCACCCACGUCAUGCUGGACCGCGAGAACCCCGACCCCCAUGAGGCGGAGCUCAUGCGCAAGAUCAUUGUCUCUGUCACUGACUGCGGCAGGCCCCCUCUGAGAGCCACCAGCAGUGCCACAGUGUUCGUGAACCUCUUGGACCUCAAUGACAACGACCCCACCUUUCAGAACCUGCCUUUUGUGGCCGAGGUGCUUGAAGGCACCCCUGCGGGGGUCUCCGUCUACCAGGUGGUGGCCAUCGACUUGGACGAGGGCCUGAACGGGCUGGUGACGUACCGCAUGCAGGUGGGCAUGCCCCGCAUGGACUUCCUCAUCAACAGCAGCAGCGGCAUGGUGGGCACCACCACCGAGCUGGACCGCGAGCGCAUCGCCGAGUACCAGCUGCGGGUGGUGGCCAGCGAUGCGGGCACGCCCACCAAAAGCUCCACCAGCACGCUCACCGUCCGAGUGCUGGAUGUGAACGAUGAGACGCCCACCUUCUUCCCGGCCGUGUACAACGUCUCCGUGUCCGAGGACGUGCCGCGGGAGUUCCGGGUGGUCUGGCUGAACUGCACCGACAACGACGUGGGCCUCAAUGCCGAGCUCAGCUACUUCAUCACAGGAGGGAACGUGGAUGGGAAGUUCAGCGUUGGCUACCGAGAUGCUAUUGUGAGAACGGUGGUAAGCCUGGACCGGGAAACCACAGCCUCGUACACACUCGUCCUGGAGGCCAUUGGAGCACCCAGUUCAAUGUUUGCCGAGAGCUCAGGGUGA